Molecule: messenger RNA, 1317 nt
Organism: Linum trigynum
Lineage: Eukaryota; Viridiplantae; Streptophyta; Magnoliopsida; Malpighiales; Linaceae
Source: the annotation of a GenBank genome assembly
AUGGGAAACUGUGGCACUAGAGAGGAAUCUGCUGUUGUUUCCAAUGCUCAAGUUCAGCAGCAGCCUCAAGUGCUGUUGGCAGCCGCCAUUAAAAGCGUGGACAGAAAACCUUAUCAUCACCACAAUCGGUCUAUCUCAGAUCUGAGCGAUCCUUCUUCUACGCCCCGCAACUUCGAUGACUCCGCCACUGCCAGCAACAACUCCCUCCUUUACACCCAUGUCAUCUCCUUCACUCUCUUCGAGCUUGAGACCAUUACCAAGAGUUUCCGCUCCGACUACAUCCUCGGCGAAGGUGGAUUUGGCACCGUCUACAAAGGCUACAUUGACGAGAAUGUUCGUGUCGGCCUCAAAUCUCUACCCGUUGCUGUCAAGGUUCUCAACAAGGAGGGUCUGCAGGGGCAUCGUGAGUGGCUCACGGAGGUCAAUUUUCUUGGUAAACUUCGGCACCCUAAUCUCGUUAAGCUGAUUGGAUACUGUUGCGAGGAUGAUCACCGCUUGCUUGUUUAUGAGUUCAUGUUCCGUGGAAGCCUUGAGAAUCACCUCUUUAGAAAGGCAGCAGUUCCGUUAUCUUGGGCGACCAGAAUGAUGAUUGCUCUAGGAGCCGCCAAAGGCCUUGCUUUCUUGCAUAAUUCCGAGAGGCCAGUUAUAUACAGAGACUUCAAAACCUCUAAUAUACUAUUGGACUCGGAUUAUACAGCCAAACUUUCUGAUUUUGGGCUUGCAAAAGCUGGACCACAAGGUGAUGAAACCCAUGUAUCCACUCGAGUCAUGGGCACUUAUGGCUAUGCUGCCCCCGAGUAUGUAAUGACAGGUCACCUGACUGCAAGAAGUGACGUAUACAGCUUUGGGGUAGUUCUACUGGAACUGUUGACGGGAAGGAAGUCAGUUGACAAGACUAGACCGAGCAAGGAGCAGAGCUUGGUGGAUUGGGCUCGUCCAAAGUUGAAUGAUAAGAGAAAGCUGCUUCAAAUAAUUGAUCCAAGACUGGAGAGCCAAUAUUCAGUAAGGGCAGCACAGAAAGCUUGCAGCUUGGCAUAUUAUUGCCUGAGCCAGAACCCGAAGGCAAGACCCUUGAUGGGCGAUGUGGUGGAGACUCUCGAACCCCUACAGUGCAGCAAUGAUGGGACCAAUGAAUUGUCAUCGUCAUCCUUAAAGGGAAGCAGCCUGACAAUUGGUGGUGCCCAUAGUGCAUUUGGGAUGGCUGAUUCUCAUCGAACACGCCGUAGAUAUGGCAACAACUUUGGUCCUGGUUCCAGUUGUCGGUCUCCUAGCCCAAAUUGUGCACCAGGAGGCCCUGCUACUUGCAGGGUCAGGUGA